This is a messenger RNA of Anopheles coustani, 1350 nucleotides long. RefSeq names its product protein lifeguard 1-like. Gene Ontology annotation, cellular component: membrane. NCBI's taxonomy places the organism in Eukaryota, Metazoa, Arthropoda, Insecta, Diptera, Culicidae. Bases 119 to 970 code for a protein of 283 amino acids. The transcript has 4 exons. The record is from RefSeq and is a predicted model, not a curated record.
GUCAGUACAGCAAAACCUGUUCAGAGCUUCGCUGAAUGAUAUCUACGCAAUAAAAUCGAAAAUAAUUCUUCAUAUUUGUUUUUAAUUAAAGGGAAAACUUUACCUGUUCCAUAGCAGAAUGCAAGGUGAUCAACAACAAUUCUUUAGCGGACAAUCGUACCCGCAACAACCAGGAUACAAUGUGGGCUUUGCUCCACAACCCGCCGUCGCUCCGGGUUUUCACCCAAGUGCGUUCGCUCCGUCACCGGAGGCCGCAGGAUAUGCCCCUUACGAUGCCGAAUCGACAACUGCUAAAGGCUUCGACUUCAGUGAUCAAUCCAUAAGACGAGGCUUCAUAAAAAAAGUUUACUCCAUUUUGACCGUACAGCUGGCAAUAACGUUUACUUUUGUCACUGUCGUCAUGCUCCACAAGCCAACGAGGCGUGUGGUGCAAGAAAGUGUACCUCUAUUUUGGAUUGCAUUCAUCGUUAUGUUCGUAGCGCUCAUCGGCAUCUCCUGCUGUGGGGAAAUGCGGCGUAAAGCACCAAUGAACUUUAUACUGUUGGGCCUCUUUACUUUAGCCGAAUCGUUCCUGGUUGCCGUGGUCUCUGCACAAUACGAUGCAGAUGUGGUGAUGAUUGCACUUGGCAUAACUGCUGUGAUUUGUCUUGGGUUGACACUGUUCGCUUUCCAGACAAAGUAUGACUUUACGAUGAUGGGUGGUUUCUUGUUCUGUGUCGUACUGGUGUUUUUCAUGUUCGGGUUGAUUGCUAUCUUUUUUGAAGGAACAGUAAUUACGCUAAUUUAUUCCGCACUCGGAGCAUUGAUUUUCUCCAUGUACUUGGUCUACGAUACGCAGAUCAUGCUCGGUGGAGAACACAAGUACUCAAUCAGCCCAGAAGAGUACGUGUUUGCCGCGCUGAGCUUGUAUCUUGAUGUUAUCAACAUUUUUUUGCAUAUUCUUCGUAUUGUUGCUGUAUCGAGACGUUAAGCUACCGAUGAAAUGUAUGUUCUUUUUGAAUGGCAUGAUGUUUCAACGAAACGUGUCUAAUGCGAGAUUGUCAUCGAUUGAAUGUCCGAUCUGGUUCAAAAGUUCUAAAGAAUCGAGAUUUAUCAGAAUAAUUUAAACGAUAUUAAUGUCUCUACUAAAACACUCCGAUAUCGUCAGGUGCGAACACAUUAGAAAGCAUGUUUUUCUUACAAUUGUAUUCAGUGAUAAAUCUGUUAUAUGAGGUCAUCAUGAUAGCUGGGGCGGAAACGACAGUACCUGUCAGUUCUCUCGACACUGUCCCAUACAAAAGAUAAACAACACUUUGGAAUAGCGAAAAAAUGACAAGAAGCGCCGUUUCGUUUCCGCGCAGACUCUCGACG